This is a messenger RNA of Aspergillus aculeatus ATCC 16872, 923 nucleotides long. RefSeq names its product RTA1 domain-containing protein. The transcript is spliced from 3 exons. Gene Ontology annotation, cellular component: plasma membrane; fungal-type vacuole. Bases 12 to 875 code for a protein of 287 amino acids. The record is from RefSeq and is a predicted model, not a curated record. NCBI's taxonomy places the organism in Eukaryota, Fungi, Ascomycota, Eurotiomycetes, Eurotiales, Aspergillaceae.
AAACCGUCACCAUGAGUUACGGCACCUGCGAAAAGGUUUCGCUAGAAUGUCCCGUCGAGGCGACCACCUACGGCUACUACCCCAACCUCGGCGGCAACAUUUUCUUCGCGGUCUUCUACGGCAUUCUGGGCGUUUUCCAGCUGGGAUUCGGCAUCUACUUCCGCGCCUGGACGCUGACGAUCGCCAUGGUCAUUGGCACUUUCAUGGAGCUGGCAGGGUAUAUCGGUCGCAUACAGAUGCAUUACAACCCCUGGAACGAGGACGCAUUCAAGUUACAAAUUGUCUGCCUCGUGCUGGCGCCCACCUUCGUCGCCGCGGGCAUCUAUCUCACCCUCAAGCACAUCGUCCUCUCGCUGGGGCCGCAGUACUCGCGCCUCAAACCGCGCCUCUUCACCUGGAUCUUCAUUAGCUGCGACGUCGGGUCCCUCGUCCUCCAGGCGGCCGGAGGUGGUGUCGCCGCCGCGGCCGGCAAGACCGACCAGACCCUCCUGCAGGUCGGAGACGACAUCAUCAUCGCUGGUAUCGCGUUCCAGGUGGCGACCAUGUCAGUGUGUGGGCUGAUCGCGCUGGAGUUUUUCAUUCGGGUCGUUCGGCAUGGGCCUGGCUUGGGCGGUGAUGUCAACGUGGAGGGGGUGAAGCAUAUUCGUCUGGUCAUCUAUGCGGAGAUCUUCGCGUAUUUCACCGUGUUGAUUCGGUGUAUCUAUCGUAUCCCCGAGAUGGCUGGUGGAUGGGGUAAUCCCCUGAUGCAGAAGGAAGACGAGUUCUUGGUGCUGGAUGGAAUGAUGAUCGCAUUGGGAGUGGCCGCCCUUACCGUCGUGUAUCCGGCGUUUUUCCUGCCGUCUAUGCGGAAGGGACGGCAGACGGAGAAGGCAUAGAUGUUUUUGUUUAUUGACAUAUAUACACAUACAGAUAUAGAUACCCUG